UUAAACUUAUUGAAUUUUCAAUUGGACGCCAUUUGCUCAUUGUACGCGUACGCUGACGGUUUAACUUCACCGAUAUUUUUUUGACAUCCUUUAUACCUUGACUCUUGAGUUUAACAAGAAAUCAGUUCCUAUUAUUUUAUUUACUAUACAAUCGAUAUAAACAAAAAUGGCAAAGACACCAGCUGUUGGUAUUGAUUUGGGUACAACCUACUCAUGUGUAGGUGUUUUUCAACACGGCAAAGUAGAGAUCAUUGCCAAUGACCAAGGAAACCGUACUACUCCCAGCUAUGUUGGUUUCACCGAUACUGAACGUCUUAUUGGUGACGCUGCUAAAAAUCAAGUUGCUAUGAAUCCCAAUAACACAAUUUUUGAUGCCAAGCGUUUGAUUGGAAGACGUUUUGAUGAUGCCACGGUACAAGCUGAUAUGAAACAUUGGCCUUUUGAAGUAAUUAGUGAAGAUGGUAAACCUAAGAUCAAAAUCUCCUACAAAGGAGAGAACAAAAUUUUCUCACCUGAAGAGGUAUCAUCUAUGGUUUUAACCAAGAUGAAGGAAACUGCUGAAGCGUAUCUGGGAAAAACUGUUACAAAUGCUGUUAUUACUGUACCUGCUUAUUUCAAUGAUUCCCAACGUCAGGCUACCAAGGAUUCUGGUACCAUCUCUGGUUUGAAUGUUAUGCGUAUCAUCAAUGAACCUACAGCUGCUGCCAUUGCAUAUGGUCUAGACAAGAAAACAUCUGGAGAACGUAACGUUCUCAUUUUUGAUUUAGGUGGUGGUACUUUUGAUGUAUCUAUAUUAACCAUUGAGGAUGGAAUAUUUGAAGUGAAGUCAACUGCUGGAGAUACUCAUUUGGGAGGUGAAGAUUUUGAUAACAGAAUGGUCAAUCACUUUGUUCAAGAAUUCAAACGCAAGUAUAAGAAAGAUGUAACUACCAACAAGAGAGCUUUAAGACGUCUGAGAACUGCUUGUGAACGUGCAAAGCGUACCCUUUCUUCAUCCACCCAAGCCAGCAUUGAAAUUGAUUCCUUAUUUGAAGGAAUUGAUUUCUACACUUCCAUCACUCGUGCUCGUUUCGAAGAAUUGAAUGCUGAUCUUUUCCGUAGUACUAUGGAACCAGUUGAGAAAUCUCUACGUGAUGCCAAGAUCGACAAGUCUGCCAUUAACGACAUUGUAUUGGUCGGUGGUUCUACUCGUAUUCCCAAAGUACAAAAAUUAUUGCAAGAUUUCUUCAAUGGUAAAGAACUGAAUAAGUCAAUCAAUCCUGAUGAGGCUGUUGCUUAUGGUGCUGCAGUACAAGCAGCUAUUUUACAUGGAGACAAGUCUGAAGAAGUUCAAGACCUUUUGUUGCUUGAUGUCACCCCUCUUUCAUUAGGUAUUGAAACUGCUGGUGGUGUGAUGACUGCUCUCAUCAAACGAAACACAACAAUCCCAACUAAACAAACUCAGACUUUCACGACUUACUCUGACAACCAACCUGGUGUAUUGAUACAAGUGUUUGAAGGAGAACGUGCUAUGACAAAAGAUAACAAUUUGUUGGGAAAAUUUGAGCUGACAGCCAUUCCACCUGCACCACGUGGAGUGCCACAGAUUGAGGUGACUUUUGAUAUUGAUGCAAAUGGUAUAUUAAAUGUUAGUGCUGUUGAAAAGUCUACCAACAAAGAAAACAAGAUUACUAUCACUAAUGACAAAGGACGUUUGAGUAAGGAAGACAUAGAGCGCAUGGUGAACGAUGCUGAAAAAUACAAAAAUGAAGAUGAAAAACAGAAAAGUAUCAUAGCUGCUAAAAAUGGUUUGGAAUCCUACUGCUUCAACAUGAAGAGUACAAUGGAAGAUGAAAAAAUAAAAGAUAAAAUUCCUGAAACUGAUAAGACCACCAUUUUGGAUAAAGUUAAUGAUACUAUUAAAUGGUUGGAUGCUAAUCAAUUAGCUGACAAAGAUGAAUAUGAACAUAAACAAAAGGAAUUGGAAGCAAUUUGCAACCCAAUCAUCACCAAAUUGUAUGCUGGAGCUGGUGGUGCUGGUAUGCCUGGUGGCAUGCCUGGUGGUAUGCCUGGUGGUAUGCCAGGAUUCCCUGGUGGUGAUCCUGGUUCUGGUGCAGCUGGUGCUGGAGCUGGAGCUGGUCCAACUAUUGAAGAAGUCGAUUAAUUAAGUAAAUUAUUAUAAUAUGCUGCACAUUCCUCAAUUCAAAUAAUAAUCUUGAUCAUUUUAUCAAUCA
Messenger RNA from Sipha flava (yellow sugarcane aphid), 2213 nucleotides. Its product is annotated as heat shock 70 kDa protein cognate 4. The coding region runs from base 167 to 2143 and encodes 658 amino acids. The record is from RefSeq and is a predicted model, not a curated record. NCBI's taxonomy places the organism in Eukaryota, Metazoa, Arthropoda, Insecta, Hemiptera, Aphididae. Gene Ontology annotation, biological process: cellular response to unfolded protein; protein refolding; vesicle-mediated transport. The transcript has 4 exons. Gene Ontology annotation, cellular component: plasma membrane; nucleus; cytoplasm. Gene Ontology annotation, molecular function: ATP binding; ATP-dependent protein folding chaperone; heat shock protein binding.